AGGUCCGGCUCUUCGCUCUGGGAAUGUUUUUGGCUCCCAGCGGCUUCCAUCGUUCGGGCCCUGCUGACCCCCGAAGGAAACUGAGGUGGUCGAGCGGAUUGUCCGCACUUGACCUCUGACUCAGUUCCGCCACUACUUGACCUAUGACCCGGUACUGUCGGGCACAGGACAUAGCAUGAAGCUGAAGGAGCUUGAGAGGCCUGCCGUCCAGGUGUGGAGUCCAGCCAGCCAGCAUCCCAUCUAUCUGGCAACAGGAACAUCUGCCCAGCAGCUGGAUGCAUCCUUCAGCACAAAUGCUACCUUGGAAAUCUUUGAGGUUGACUUCAGGGACCCUUCCCUGGACUUGAAGCGCAAAGGAGUCCUUUCUGCUUCUAACAGGUUUCACAAGCUGAUCUGGGGGAACUUUAGCAGUGGAUCUCCUGAAGGUUCAGGAGUCAUUGCAGGCGGAGGGGACAAUGGCGUGCUCACUCUGUACAGUGUCUCCCAAAUCCUGACUUCUGGAAAGGAGCCUCUCAUUGCUCAGAAGGAGAAGCACACAGGUGCUGUCAGAGCCCUUGACUUUAAUCCUUUCCAGAGCAACCUCUUGGCCUCAGGAGCAAACGAUUCUGAAAUCUACAUUUGGGAUUUGAAUAAUUUCAGUGUGCCAAUGACUCCAGGAUCCAAGUCCCAGCAGCCUCCAGAGGAUGUUAGUGCACUGUCCUGGAAUCAGCAAGUCCAGCACAUCCUGUCCUCUGCUCACCCCAGUGGCAAGGCUGUGGUGUGGGACCUCAGGAAGAAUGAGCCCAUCAUCAAGGUCAGCGACCACAGCAACAGGAUGCACUGCUCAGGCCUGGCUUGGCAUCCAGAAGUGGCUACUCAGCUGGUGCUGUGCUCUGAGGAUGAUCGCCUCCCAGUGAUUCAAAUGUGGGAUCUACGGUUUGCCUCAUCCCCCCUCAAAGUGCUGGACAGCCACAGCAGGGGAGUGCUAUCAGUGUCAUGGAGCCAGGCUGACCCAGAGCUGCUACUCAGUAGUGCCAAAGACAACCAGAUCCUGUGCUGGAACCUAGGAAUUGGAGAGGUGGUGUAUAAGCUGCCCACACAGAACCGAUGGUGCUUUGAUGUCCAGUGGUGCCCCCGGAAUCCCCCAGUGUUCUCAGCCGCCUCCUUCAAUGGCUGGAUCAGUUUGUACUCAGUAAUGGGAGGGAAUUGGGAAGCCCAACAAAAGACCCAGGCUGACAAGAUCUCAUCUUCUUUCAGUAGCCUUGAUCCAUUUGGCACUGGCCAUCCUCUUCCUCCGCUGGAGGUACCCGAGCAGGUGGCCCACACCAACCUAAUCCCACCGCCGAAGAAGCCCCCAAAAUGGAUUCGCAGGCCAACAGGUGCCUCAUUUGCAUUUGGGGGGAAGCUGGUUACUUUUGGUCUGCCCAGCCCCCCAACCCAGCAGGCACCACAGCCUGGCUCCCACUUCAUCUUCAUCAGUCAAGUUACCACAGAGUCUGAGCUGUUGGCACGGUCCCAGGAACUUCAGGAGGCCUUAGGGUCAGGUAGUCUCCUGAAUUACUGUCAAAACCAGAUCCAUCGAGCUUCAUCGCCCUCUGAGAAGGACAUCUGGCAGUUCCUAAAGGUGGCCUUGGAACAGGAAUCCAGGACCAGAUUCCUCAAGCUGUUAGGAUAUAGUAAGGAGGAGCUUGAUGAGAAGAUGACUGCAUGUUUGGGGAGUGGUUCAGAAGUAGGUGAGAGUCCUCACCCCAAAGGAGGUGACCUCCACUGGAACAGACAAGCCUUCUGCAGGCAGGGCUCCAGACGCUCUUCGGAGGAAUCUGUUACAUCCUCUGCCUUCUUUGAUGAACUUGUCCCUCAGAACAUGGCCCCGUUGGAGAUCCCUGUCACAGAAGACACUGAUGGGCUGCUAAGCCAGGCCCUGCUGCUGGGAGAACUAGGCCAUGCUGUGGAAUUGUGCUUGAAGGAGGAGAGGUUUGCAGAUGCCAUCAUCCUGGCUGGAGCUGGGGGGGAGCAGUUGUUGCGGAAGACUCAGCAGCGCUACUUUGCCCAGAAGAAAUCCAGGAUUGCCUCACUUCUGGCUUGCAUGGUGGAGCAGAAGUGGAGGAGUGUGGCAUGUUCAUGCAGUCUGAAGAGCUGGAAAGAGGCUCUGGCCCUGCUGCUGACACACUGUGGCCACCAAGACUUCCCUGAGCUCUGUGAUAUGCUGGGGACCCACUUAGAGCAGGAGAGUGGAGGAACGCUGUCUGCAGAAGCCUGCCUUUGCUACAUCUGCUCAGGAAAUGUGGAGCGGCUGGUAGAGUGCUGGGCAAAAAUCCACCAGACUUCUUCACCCAUGGCUCUGCAGGACUUGAUGGAGAAGGUGAUGGUUCUUAGUAGGAGUCCAGAGCUGCUCCAGCGCCCUGAAGGGGCAGUCCCUGGCCCUGCCGUGGCCCAUAGAGUUACUCAAUAUGCCAGCCUGCUGGCAGCCCAGGGCAGCCUCGCCACCGCCAUGAGCUAUCUCCCCAAGCACUGUGCUCAACCACCUGUCCAGCAGCUGAGAGAUCGCCUCUUCCAUGCCCAAGGGUCCAGGCUGCUGGACCAGCAGCCUCCUCCUUUCCCUUUCCCCCGGGUCCCAGUCAGAUCCUCUUCCCAGCCUAGAGGCCUUGGAGCCGCUCCCCAUGCUGCAGGAUUCCGGCCUCUUCACCAGGUCUCAACUCCAGCCCCAGGACCAGGGGUCUUCUUGCCUCAGCCCUCGGCGACAAUGGCCCUCACCCACCCAGGCAUCUAUCAGGGCACCAGAUCCCAGACCACAAGGGACUCUAGGGCAGCAGGUGCUCAGCUGGUUCUGCCUCCCCCCUCAGGUCCUAGAGUAGGUCCAGCUCUGCCUCAACCACAACUGCUGGGAGCUCAGCAGACCCAAGCCCCUGGUCCUGUGGGCUUCCCAGGCUCCCAGCCUUUCCCUGGGCCACCUCCACCAAUGGCUUCCCAGACAGUAUCAUUUCCUGGCUCUACUUUCCUAGCAGGGGCCCCAGGCCUGUCAACUUCACUUCCGGCCUGGACCCCUGGUCCUGGCCUACCACCCCUAGUUCCUCCUAUCAGUUUCCCUGUGACAUGCUGUCCUCCUGGAGGGCCUGGUGCUCCAGUUUCUAGAACUAUGCCAGCUACUGGCAUCCCAGAUCCCCACCCAGGGCCCCGAGGACCCUGCAGAGAUACCUCAGCUUCCAAGGGAGGCCUCCAAAGGACAAAGCUGCCGGAAAUGUUUACUCCACCAGCCCCCAUCACUGCUCCUAUUGGGAACCUGCCGCCUAAUCCUCGAGAAGCCUGCUCCCCUGGCCCUCCCAUCUCUGGUAUGGGUCAGGCUCCCCCAGGAGCUCCAGGAGAGCUUACUCUGCAACAGCUACAGCAGCUGCCACCUGAGCAAGUGAAGAAGAAGGAGAUGCCCCUGGAACAUCAACCCCUGAAGACCAGUUUUGAAGCCCUUCUGCAGCGCUGUGCCCUGUCAGCCUCUGACCCUAAAACAAAACGGAAGCUAGAGGAGGUAGCUCUAAGACUGGGAUAUCUAUAUGAGAAGCUACAGGAGGGAAUGCUCUCUCCCAACGUCCUGGCUGGGCUCCAUGAGGUCUCCCGAUGUGUGGAUUCUGGCAGCUAUGAGCAGGCGCUGGCAGUGCACACCCAGGUGGUGGGCAGCAGCAGCUUCAGUGAGGUGUCUGGCUUCAUGCCUGCCCUGAAGACCAUCCUAACUAUUGCCCACAAGCUUCAAGGACAGUGAGAUGGGUCAUCUUGUCCUUCUGACUCACUGUCUAUAUCUCACCCACAGACUCUGAGAGUGGGAGACUGACAAAGCACUGAGAUAGAUGGAGAUAGAUGGUUCGAUGGCGUAUCUCCCACCCCCCUCAGAAUUAAGCCUUGGGAAGGAGGAUAAGAAAAAUGGUCUCUUUUCCUCUCCCAUGUCUCCACUGACCCCCAGUCCUAGAUCUGCUGCUAUCGACUCACCUUGGCUCCCACUGAGCUCUGCUCCUUCCCCUAGCCUGUGUGGGAACUGACUUAGUUUGGCGGUGUGUUGCAAAGGUGGAUUCUCAUCCCAUCCUUUACCUUCCCUACUCAGUUUAUCUCCUCAGCCCAUCCCAGGUUCCUUUAGACUCUACUGUCUCCUGCCUUCUUCCCCUCAGCAGUCUUCAAAGAGGGUGAAAGAGAAAGGAUUCUGCACCCCUUCCCUAUUUCCACUAGUGUUUUGGGUACCCACAGUGAGCAUUCUUUUCACCUCUCUUUUUUGUGGCCCUGUUCUUACCCUCCCCCUUAUCCUUAGGCCUGUCUCCAGUUCUGUUAGAGUUACACAAGAUCUGGCUGGUGCUCAGUCCAGAUCCCUGGUCAGUUAGGGCGGGGGUGGGGUGGGGUUAAAGGAAGGCACCAGACUAUGGAGAAGAAUGGAGAGUAGGGCCUCCUCUAUCAAGUCUGCUCAGCAGUUGGGCUGGCCAAGUUAUCUUUUCCCUUUUCCUCCUGUAGGUUGGGUGGAUGCAUGUGUGUGUGCCCAGAAAUCCAAAAGCUUAGUCCACGCUGCCUUCUUUCCCCACUCUGGGUGGAUGGCUUGUGAUAUAGUCAUAAGUGAUCAUCAGAAUAUGUACCCUGUGGUCCCAAGUGGUUGUUAGACAGUCCAUGCUAUGGUCACAGGUGCUACAGGACAGAGGAGUGAGGGAGGGAAGAGAAGCCUUCCCCUUGCUCUGUUGUCCAUGGGUUGGUCCCCAGGAGGGUGGAGCAGACAUGGGGAGCUCUCAGGCCCCUCUGGCUCCUCUUCUUCUAAGCUCCUCACCAUGUGCCUCAGGCCCCCUUCUUUGGCUGCCUCUCACCCUUUGGAUUCUGCUGUUUGAUGCACUGAAGUACUUGAGGAUGAAAUAAAGCGCUUUGAUUGUA
Messenger RNA from Vombatus ursinus (common wombat), 4869 nucleotides. RefSeq names its product SEC31 homolog B, COPII coat complex component (gene SEC31B). The coding region runs from base 176 to 3730 and encodes 1184 amino acids. Gene Ontology annotation, molecular function: structural molecule activity; protein binding. Gene Ontology annotation, cellular component: endoplasmic reticulum exit site; COPII vesicle coat. The record is from RefSeq and is a predicted model, not a curated record. Gene Ontology annotation, biological process: endoplasmic reticulum organization; endoplasmic reticulum to Golgi vesicle-mediated transport; COPII-coated vesicle cargo loading. The transcript is spliced from 26 exons. NCBI's taxonomy places the organism in Eukaryota, Metazoa, Chordata, Mammalia, Diprotodontia, Vombatidae.